This is a messenger RNA of Talaromyces amestolkiae, 1725 nucleotides long. RefSeq lists its product as uncharacterized. NCBI's taxonomy places the organism in Eukaryota, Fungi, Ascomycota, Eurotiomycetes, Eurotiales, Trichocomaceae. The transcript has 4 exons. Gene Ontology annotation, biological process: DNA-templated transcription. Gene Ontology annotation, molecular function: DNA binding; zinc ion binding. The coding region runs from base 1 to 1725 and encodes 574 amino acids. The record is from RefSeq and is a predicted model, not a curated record.
AUGUUUGAUGAAUCACAUCAACAAACCACCAUCCCAUCAAAUCCUACUGUUUCCAUCGAUCCCACGAAGAAAUACGAAUUACUUGGAAACUGCAUCAAACAACGUCAAAUGGAACCCAUCGAUCUUGCGGCAGGCCGCCUCGACUUCGAUGGCGUAGAUCCCGAAAUAGGCAUGCAUCUCCUAUCCGUGUUUUGGAACCGACAGCACGCCUCCGGAUUAGUGGUUUAUCGCCCUGCCUUCAUGCGGGAUAUGGCGUGCAGCGGGCCGUAUUUUUCUAAACUGCUGUUAAAUGCCAUCUUCUUCUCGGCAUCCAAAAACUCGCCUCGAACGGAAUUCAAGUGUUCAGGUGUCGUUACAGAGGCGCCCGCCGCUGUUUCACCGUUUAGAAUACGAGCGGAGGAACUAUUGUCCAUGUCCACAUCUGGACUGCCGACAAGAAUGAAAAGUGAUAUUACCACCAUACAGGCGCUGUUGAUCAUGUCCGAGGCGCUGUUUGCAUGGUGCGAUGAGCGGAGUUUGUCUUGGCUGUAUUCCGGGCUUGCGAUUAAUAUGAUUGUUGAUCUGGGAAUACAUACUGACAGACGGACACCUGCGAUGAACAAGGCUUUUACGUCAGAGGAUUCGGAGAUUCGUCGUAGACUAUUUUGGGCUGCUUUUGUCCAAGAUAAAGUCCAAUCUAUCUACCAAGGACGACCCGCUCGUCUCCGUGAACAAGAUGUCAACGUACCCAUUGCUUUCAUGGACGAUUACGAGGAACUGGAUCAAUUUACUUCGCUUUCUUAUGCGCGAGAAGACAUUUCCAUGAGCUUUCCUACUCGCAGCGUUUCUGUAUUUGAGCAGCAGUGCAGACUCAGUCUCAUCAUGGAUAGAAUUCUGUUCGGGAUAUAUGCAGAAAAUUACAAUUCGAGGAGUACGUCUCAACUGCUCAAUACUGCGCGCGCUCUGCAUCAAGACCUCGAACACUGGCGGAAAUCUCUCCCGGAGCAUCUGAAUAUGAACUUUGAUGCUUCCAGCAAUCCACCGCUGACACCUCAUGCUUUGUCUUUAAUGUCCAUGUAUUACUCCCUUAUCAUCCUCCUAUAUCGCCCGUUCGUAUCCGAUGGACACGUGAACGCUAUCUCCCCAUCCGCGAUUCGCGACGCCUUCACUACAUGCGCAGCCGCCGCUUCGGGUAUCGACGCAACACUACGAGUCUAUCUACAACGCUUUUGCAUUACUACAGUCCCAUAUUUUAUGUCUUUUGCCACAUAUGUGAGCGGAACAAUCCACGUACGCAUUGCAGCACAGAGCGGACGCGAGUCGGAAGCAUAUAAGAGUCUUGAGAAUUGUCUAGACAUCUUGUCUCAGCAGCAAUCGGUGUGUCGUGCGCCGCGGAGAGCUAGACGGAUUCUUUUGGGGUUGGCUAGACGCUUGAACGUCCAUAUUGAUGAUUCGUCGGCAUCUAUGGGAAAUACGCGAAUGAACUCGGACACAAAUCUUGAUGCGCCAAUGCACGCAUCAACACUGGAAAACCCGCAAAGUGACUUUGAACUAUUGAUGUCGGGUUUGGAUAUUGACGCUAUCAUUCAGAGCUUUGAAUUCGAUCAAUCGAGUAUGAUGAAUCAGGCCGAGCACAUGAAUAGUUCAUCCGCAGCAACGAAUGCUGAUGAUUUCAGUCAGUGGAUGCUACAAGACCCUUUGUUUGGAUAUGAUUCGUUGUUUCCAAUGGAUAGCUCUUCUGCGUAG